GAGUUUGACAAGAAAUACAAUCCCACUUGGCACUGCAUCGUGGGAAGGAACUUUGGCAGCUACGUGACUCAUGAGACCAAGCACUUCAUCUACUUCUACCUCGGCCAAGUUGCUAUUCUCCUCUUCAAGUCUGGUUAGAACCACAGACUGUUACUGAAACUUGCACCCGGUUACAGGACUGUGUGCUGACUCCUCUGACUAGUUACUGCAGCCUUCCUGAGGACGCAGACCUUGAUCUUCAAGGGCAAUGGCAGGGAUUAUGCUAUAGCAGAUGAUCUUACAUUGUGGAUAUAAAAAGGAAAAAUACCAAAAAA
Balearica regulorum gibbericeps (East African grey crowned-crane) is the source of this 314-nucleotide messenger RNA. NCBI's taxonomy places the organism in Eukaryota, Metazoa, Chordata, Aves, Gruiformes, Gruidae. The record is from RefSeq and is a predicted model, not a curated record.